Gigantopelta aegis is the source of this 1481-nucleotide messenger RNA. RefSeq names its product 39S ribosomal protein L13, mitochondrial-like. The transcript has 7 exons. Lineage: Eukaryota; Metazoa; Mollusca; Gastropoda; Neomphalida; Peltospiridae. Gene Ontology annotation, biological process: translation; negative regulation of translation. Gene Ontology annotation, molecular function: structural constituent of ribosome; mRNA binding. The record is from RefSeq and is a predicted model, not a curated record. The coding region runs from base 130 to 687 and encodes 185 amino acids. Gene Ontology annotation, cellular component: ribosome; mitochondrial large ribosomal subunit.
AUAGACUGGCCUCAUAACGUAAGCGCAGCAUAAUAAAACAUUAGUUGCUUAUGCAUUUUUCUGGAAGGUCAUGUUUUUACAAUAAAAUAAUGCAUACUUAUUUUAUAUAUCAAUUUAAAUAAAGACAAUAUGGCAAAUAAUCGUGUAUUGCAAUGGGCAACAUUUGCUAGAACUUGGUGGAUAUUUGAUGCAAAACAUCAGUGUCCCAUAAAGUCAUCAAGGAAGAUCGCACACUAUCUUCAGGGCUUUCAUAAACCAGUGUAUCACCCACUCAGUGAUAUUGGUGACCAUGUGGUAGUAUUCAACAGUAAACACAUUGCCAUGAAAGGAGAAUACUGGAGAACUUGGAAAUACUUCCAUCACACUGGGUAUCCACGUGGAGCUUCCUGGACCUCAGCAUGGAGGAUGCACGACAUGGACCAAACAAAGAUAAUAACAAAGCACGUAUACAGCACUCUACCGGGAACUCUGCUGAGAAGAACAAUGAUGCGACGACUGCAUGUUUUCCCAGAUGAAAACAUUCCUGAGGAGAUUUUGAGGAAUGUCACAGAUCAAAUCCACCAAGUACAGCCGAUACCCAGGAGGCUGGAUGAGUAUACCAGUGAGGAAAUCGAAAACUUCCCACAACUGUUUGACUGGCCAGAAGAGUUUGUAAUAAACUACGGAAAGAAGAAGCCCCCAAGAUGACGUGUGUUGAUCCACCAAGUGCUGUACAAGACAGUUUGAUUUCUAGUUGUGUGUGUCUCCGUGAAGUGAACACAAUGAGAUAUUUCACAGUGUGAUGUCUGAUGUUUGUCCUGAGGUUUAGUCAGUCAUGUUAACACUUCAACUUGAGGAUUCAUGCUGGAAAUAUUUCUGUUUUAAGUCGGUGUCAUGGCUGUUAUUAAGAUAAUAUGGGUGGAGGUCAUUUCCUACAUGCAGUCAUAUUUCCAGCCUUAUGGGUGGAGGUCAUUUCCUUCCCACAGUCAUUAAACUCAAAAACGUAUAUUUAAUUUGUUUGCCUUUUUUACUACUUGUUGACAUGUUGCUGUAUGACCAAAAUAGCAGAUGAUUUUGUUCCCUGUAGAGUUUUAUUAUGUCUGUACUGUGUGCUGCCUCCUCCCAAAUAACAAAAUUAUAAUUGCUACAAAAACAACUAAUUUGUGUUCUUUGUAAGUAAAUGUUUUAAAAAGUAUUAUCAGUCAUAUGAAGUGAAAAAUAUGCAGUUAGCGGAUGAGAACCUGUUCAGUGUGCCAUAACCAAACCAUGUUCCGUGUACCCUAAUCAGAGAUGGGUUCAGAAUAUAGUUUGGUUCCCACUCAUUCACACACUUUUAAUGAAGUGCAAACAAAAUAUGAAUAAUAGUAAUAAUGAGCAUCUACCAGACUUAUGACCUCCGCACCAGUGGUUGCCUCAAGAUCUCUGGUCCGACACUUAGUGCUGUAACAAAUGUUCAUAUGAAUAUCCUGCACUUACAUGUUGGAAUAAAUAUUUUAUAAAGA